Messenger RNA from Larimichthys crocea (large yellow croaker), 4820 nucleotides. RefSeq names its product elastin microfibril interfacer 1a (gene emilin1a). The record is from RefSeq and is a predicted model, not a curated record. The transcript is spliced from 12 exons. Lineage: Eukaryota; Metazoa; Chordata; Actinopteri; Sciaenidae. Gene Ontology annotation, molecular function: protein binding. Bases 271 to 3366 code for a protein of 1031 amino acids.
GGGGCUGUGAGCGGGCAUGACUGCUGCUGGAGCUCUGACAGGAAACUUUCCUCUUGUUGCUCCGCUCCUCAGCAGCAGCGUCAGACUCCUCCAGCCGCCUUCAGCCGCACUUUAACAUCUGAAAUGCACUUGACUGGACCGUGUGACCCAGUCAUGGCUCUCCAUCUUUACUUACCGACAGCUCGUCACUGAGGAGAGACUUUUCUUUUUGGAUAAACGUUGGAACUUAAAUGACAUUUAUUUGUGUUUGACUCAACGCCAGACACGAGGAUGGAGACCGUGUUUUACCUGCUUGUUUUCAUGUUGGCCCGGGUUAGUUGGGGUCUCGGGUAUUCGGAGUCCAGUAUUCAGACGGGACAGAGAGCGGCCAGCAGACACAGGAACUGGUGCGCAUAUGUGGUGACACGCACUGUUAGCUGUGUGAUGGAGGAUGGGGUGGAGACGUACAUUAAACCAGACUAUCAACGCUGUACCUGGGGCCAAUGUCCUAGAGUUGCCUACCGGACAUACAGAAGGCCAAGGUAUAAGGUAGCUUACAAGAUGGUGACAGAAAUGGAGUGGAAGUGUUGCCAUGGCUACUCUGGGGAAGACUGCCACAAUGGGCCGAGGGUAACCACCGACACUCAGGUCAAUGGAGGGCGACCCCACAUCACGCAGACAGGCUACAACCCAGGCGGUGGACAGAAAGGAGAAGGUGGAGGCGACAGUGAGAAGAUCAGACAGCUGGAGGAAACGAUCCGCAGUCUGACCAAAGACCUCCACAACAUGCAGACCACCAUUGACGGCAUUAACCAGAAGCUGCCGGGGCUUAAUGGGGCCGUUGUCCCUGCUGACUCAGCUCAACCACACAUGAAGGAAACCAUCAACACUAUCCAGACCAAGCUGGACCAUCUCUACAACAGGACACAGGUUCACGACCAGACUCUUCUCACCAUCAACAACCAUCUGGUGAACGGAGGCAAUGAACUGGAUGGAGGGGCCAAAGGACCUGGGGGUAACCAGCUGAACAUUCUGAAGGAGGAGAUACUUACGGAGCUGGAGAGAAGGGUGUCUUUAUCCUGCUCUUCCUGCCAGGCUGGUGUGGAGGAUCUGAGGCGCCAGCAGCAAGAGGACAGGGAGCGGAUUCAAGCCCUAGAAAAGCUGAUCAGCUCCAUGGACCAACACCUGAGACAGAGCUUGGACAUCUCCCGCACUCAGACUGAACGCUUCCAGACCUGCUGCAACACAGUCACCCAGGUGGAGAAGAGGUUGUCUGAUGUAGAGGUCCGUGUCACGACCACAGCAAGCAAGUGCGACGCGAUUAAAGGGCGCCUGGAUAAGGAACUGCCUGGGACAGGUGGAGGAAAGGGAAGAGUGACAGAGGACAGGUUGAAUGGCAGAUUGAGAGAAUUGGAGAAGAGGGUGAACAACACGGUUAGAAAGACAGAGCAGAGGUGUACUAACACUGGAAAUAACAUGAAGGACCACGUCCAGAGAGAUGUCACACAGCUGCGCAACAUGGUUCUCACUCACCUGGAUGACCACAGCUUUAAAAUCGGCAAGAUAGAGCUGGACGUGGCUGUUCUGGAAGAUACGGUCACUGACCACAGUCGCCGUUUAAGUCAGUUGGAAAACAUCACAACCUUCUUGGACCGAAGGCUGACAUCAACCACGAAUAUGUGCAAUGAGACCUGUGGGCCUAACGGAAAAGGCAGCAAGACUGAUGACACUGUGAAAACCUUACAGUGGAGAGUUGUAUCGAACGAAGAGGAGAUCCAGAAGUUUAAUACCAAGUUAAAUGAUUUGUCGGUGUCAGGGGACUCGCUGUUUGACAGAGUGAUAAAUUUAACAGACAAUAUCAAAAAGAUAAUGGAUGUGACAGGUGAGAACGGUGAGAAUUUUAACCGGAUUGUCACAGAGGUUGAAACGUUGGGCCGUGAUUUUGAGGACUGUUCCAUUUGCAGCAGUGUAGAGGAGGACUUGCGCUCACUCACCAACUCCACCAUGACUGGCCUAAGCAAAUGCCAGGCAGAACUAACAGAUCUGCGGAGAAAGGUUGACUCAGGGGAAUCUGUCUGCUCUCAGGUAUGCUCCAACCUUCAGGAGGAGGUAGGACGGCUCAGAGAGGAAGUGGAGGAGUGUACUGGGCAGUGUAAAAUCAACAUAAAUGACCUGAAAGAACGCCUGGACGGUCAUAGUGUCUAUAAUGGAAGAUUAGAAGGAGAUCUGAAGUCCAUCCAAGGAGAGCUGGCUGGGGUCAUGGUCAGGUUUAACUCUAUCAACAACACUCUGAAGGGCCUGGGAAAGACCGUACAGAAGUAUGGGAACACACUGACUGAUGUGACCAACACCAAGGACAGCAUCAUCUCCGAGGUGAACAAUUUGCAGAAGGAGCUGACAAACCAUAUUGAUGACUCAACGAUUCGAUUUGGCAGUCUGGGCAAUGAGAUCCAAAUAAUAAGGAGCAACUAUAUGACAGAAGUCAGGGAGUGCCGGAGGUCAAGCGAUGGCCUGGAUCGAAGACUCUCAAAGCUGGAGGGAGUGUGUGGACGCUUGGACUCUUUUUCAGAAAGCCUGGUGAGGAUCAAGGAGGGUCUGAACCGUCAUGUGUCUGGGUUGUGGAGCUGCGUUAAUGGACUCAAUGUCACGGUAACGUCCCAAGGAGAUCUUAUUGACAAUAUCCAGAACGUCCAGCUGGAGAACGUCCACUCCAACAUACACAGCCUGAACUCCUCCUUGGUGGACUUGGUCAAGGAGUUCCACAAUUUCAUAGAGCAGGACUUCAUGGGUCCACCUGGUCUACCAGGCCCCCAGGGAGAGAGAGGCGAACAUGGACCUGAAGGUCCAGUAGGACCCCCAGGGAGGGUUGGACUUCCAGGCAGAGAGGGCAGGCAGGGACCAAUUGGACCCCCAGGUCUCAAAGGUGAACAGGGUCUUGCAGGCUCUGAUGCCCAUGUGCCACGCCUUUCUUUCUCUGCUGCACUGACUCGCCCGAUGAGGAAUUCAGGAACCAUAGUGUUCAACGAGGUCUUUGUCAAUGAAAACAACGUCUACAAUCCCAGAACAGGUUAUUUUACAGCUCCAGUGAGUGGGAAGUACUUCUUCAGCGGUGUACUUACAGGCCACAAGAACAUGAAGAUCGAGGCUGUGCUGUCCAAGUCCAACACGGGUGUGGCCCGAGUGGAUUCUGCUGGGUAUCAGCCUGAAGGCCUGGAGAAGCCCAUGGCAGAGGCCAAACACAUUCCUGGUGCUCUGGCUGUCUUUAACAUCAUCCUACCUAUGGUAGUAGGAGACACAGUCUGCAUCGACCUUGUCGCUGGCAAUCUGGCCUACUCCUCUGAACCCUUGACCAUCUUCAGUGGAAUGCUGCUGUAUGAGACCAUCUGAUUGGAUCUGGUCUCAUUGUAAUUAGUCUCUCUGAGUGAAACUUGCAGCAAGAGCAUUUCAUUUGUCUGUUGGACAGAGACAGAGCCGGCUGAACUGGCUGAACAGUGAAAGAGACUAAAUUAACUGGACUGGAUUCAUUCAGCAAAGAGAAAAAUACUUUAUAUUUUACUUUAUGUCCUAAGAAGGAAGGAAAAAUUCCUUUGCAACCACAAUCAUAUGUGUGUUUCAAAGCUUUAAAACAAUUUGAGCAAAGAGCUUUUGUGUUUUUUUAUUCUAUGAUUUUUUCUCUUCAGAAAAAAGCCACUGCAGGGUUAUCACAUAAUUCCAUAUUUCAUGCCGUGUUAUAAGCUUGAAUUCUUUCCUGAUUACACAGAGAUAGCCUCAAGGUCUCACUAGUGUUGAUCAGAGGAUUUUUUUUUUUCGAUUUGAAGAAUUUGGGGUUUUUAUUUUUUUUGGUUUUUGUGUGUAAUCCACCCACAGCAUAUCAAAUGUUCCGAUUUUAAAAUGCAGUUUUUUCAAGCUCACAGUUUCAAUUUAACCACAAGCAAAUUCCCAGAAAUAUAACACUGAAUGCCAAUUGUCUUGGAAAAACGCAGAGCGAUAUAGGCAGAGACACAGUCCAAACCACUAUUCUUUAGAAGGAAAUGCUCAAAUGAAGUCACUGACAGUUCAGUCGAGAAACCACAGGAUUUUAUAAAACACAACAGCAAAACAAUGAGACCAUUUUAGGACAUUAGCUGCACCCAGAAACACUGAGGAAGAUGGAGGAUGGCCUGAGGCAAGAAUAUGGAUUCUUUUCCUCUGUCCUAAUAAGGGCCAUCUAAACUUGGUGGAGGAUCAAGUAUUUAAAGUUAAGAAGCUCUUACUAUCAGUCUCUCUUACAUUGGAUUUUUUAUGUCAAGCUCACAAUAAUAAAUAAUGAAACUACACAUACUCUUGUCUCUAGGCUACAAAUCCCACCUCUUCCACGAGUACACACACUGCCUUUUGAAGUCUAAUUAAAAUGUCUCCAGGGGAAAUAUGUGCAUGGCAUCGAGUUUGUAGAUAUUCUUGAAUGGAUUUUUAAAAGGAACAUUGCACAUUUUCUGCAGAGACAGCACAGCAGAUUGGUCCACAUAUUUCAUGAUAUUUACGUAAUGAUGAAUUAAUAUCAGCAUACCAGGGUUAAGCUCACAAUGCAUAUAUAUUUUUUCACAUUUUCUUCCGCAGUGUUCAGUGUGGGAAUGUAAUUUUAUAUGUUUCUAUGCAUUAUAUAACCUUGAAAGAAUGUAAAUAUUUUCAGCGGUUUUGCCUGUAUAAGAUUUGUAUGAGUUACCACUUCACCUUGCCAGGUACUGUAUAUGUUUUAUAUGUUUAUGCCACAUGUGUGCCUGAAAUACAGAUACCCAGUUUUACACAGCUUUUUAUCUGGAUUGCGUCCCUUUAUUAAAUGAGCGACUGCGUGCCAAUUUUUA